Molecule: messenger RNA, 1164 nt
Organism: Selaginella moellendorffii
Lineage: Eukaryota; Viridiplantae; Streptophyta; Lycopodiopsida; Selaginellales; Selaginellaceae
Product: putative HVA22-like protein g
Exons: 6
Coding region: 110-811 (233 amino acids)
Source: RefSeq, a predicted model, not a curated record
UGUGGGGUUAGAAUGGAUCUUCGCAGAGGAGGACACGAAAGAAGUUCCAUCGAAGGAGAAAGCUCGGGGUUUUGAGUACACAUCGCAACAGGGCGUAGAGCUGUGGAAGAUGGCGUCUUUCAUUAUGAGAACUCUCACGAUGUUCCUUGGCUACGUUUAUCCUGCAUACGAGUGCUUUAAGAGCAUCGAGAACAGGAAAACCGAUGCGGAAGAACAAACGUUUUGGUGCCAAUACUGGGUGCUAAUUGCGGUGGUGACGUUUGUGGAAAGAAUAACCGACAUUCUCAUUUCCUGGCUUCCGAUGUACAAUGAAGCAAAGCUUGCUUUUAUAGUCUACUUGUGGUAUCCCAAGACUAAGGGGACAAACUACAUUUACACGACGUUUUUGAAACCGUUUGUGACGAGCUACGAACCAGAAAUUGACCGGAGAUUGGGUGAACUGAGGGGACAGGCCAAAGACUUGACGUAUCUUCUCUGGCAGCGCGCUUCUCUAUUCGCCCAGUCCAAGUUUUUCGAGCUCCUUCAUUGCUUAGCCUCUCCGCAAAUACGUCUUCAGGCCUACAGGCGCCAUUUUCCACAGUUGCAACCGAGUUUACAGUCGCCAGAAAAUGUGGAUCCCGCAUACUACAGUCAAGUUGUGAUUCGGGAAGAAAGCGAAGAGAUCAAGAGCAGCUUGACAAGUGACAGUGGCAAGCACGAGCAGUCUUCAUUGACACCUCACAAAAUUGACCGCGAACCACCUUCGCCAUCAUCUUUCUUCAAAGCAACUCGUGCACGGCAACACAGGGCAACUUACAUUCGCGUCCCUUGACAACCGUAAUUCCUUCUCCCAACACAAGAAAAGAAAAGCAAAGUAAACUUGCUGGAUCCAACUCGAGCUUCUAGAGGUACGGACAGAGUUUCCAAGUUUCUUCAACAACUACUCGUCACAGGUUGGCUGGAUCAACUCAAAAGAACUUCUAGAGGUAUGGAGAGAGCACUUUUUAAGUUUUUCCUUUUGGCGAGGAUUACCACUGCUGUACUUAUCACAGGAUUAGAUUCGGCGAGCUUUCCUCCUCUUCCACGGACAAGCCAAUGGAGUGUCGUUUUCGGAUGGAUGCUAUAAGCCUGCCGUAGAUGGCUAAACAUGUGGCAAAACUUUCCUUUCUCCAGCUUUUACAUUGA